AUGCGCAUUUCUGCUGUUCACGUCAUCCUCGCCAUGGCACUUUCCGCGUAUGCCCUCCCAGCAACGUCGCUAGGCACUCGUCAAGGAGACGUUCAUGGAGGCGGGAACAACCAUCCAUCAGGCGACGGCGGACAGGGAUUCAGCGGGAAUGGUGGUCCUCCCGGUGGCGGUCCGGGACAAGGACCACCAGGUGAAAAUCAUGGCAGCCAGCAACCUAGCCAGAAUGGUCCUCCAAGCGGUCCUCCGGGGAUGAACGCAGGUCAGGGCGACCAUAACGGUCAACAAGGUCAACAACCCGGACAGGGUCCUCAGAACGGACAACCAGGACCCCCUAAUGCACAGAACGGUCCUCCUGGGGAUCAGGGAGGUCGCUUUAAUGGCCGAAGCAAUCCACCGCCAAGACCUAACGGUCAGAACGGUCCUCCUGGAGGUAACGGAGGUCCCGGUCGCCAAGGAUCCAAUGGACCACCCGAUGGUGAUCAUCAGCCUCAGGGAAAUCCGCCAAACAGCCAGGGAGGACCACAGGACGGCGGUCACCCACAGAAUGGGCAUGGUGGACCUGGGCAACAGAAUGGGGGUGGACCACAGGGCGGUCACGGUGGUCCACCAGGUCAGAAUGGUGGUGGACAUCGACGAAGCGAUUGGUAUCCUUAG
Molecule: messenger RNA, 654 nt
Organism: Desarmillaria tabescens
Lineage: Eukaryota; Fungi; Basidiomycota; Agaricomycetes; Agaricales; Physalacriaceae
Exons: 2
Coding region: 1-654 (217 amino acids)
Source: RefSeq, a predicted model, not a curated record